AUGGCUGACCAGACGCUCGAACUGCCAUGUUGGCCACUUGCCCUACUACUCUCCUCGUCUCUCUAUUUCUAUCAUUACCCACCAGGCGAGGCCUUAGCCGAAAUCCCGACAGUCAGAUUCUGUCGCUUCCUUCCGGACUUCAUUAACCGGCUCAUGUUCAUUUUCGUGGCGCCUUACCUGAUCCAGUACGGUUAUGAGAAGUACAGAGAUCAGCCCUACCGUGUCCUCAAGGCAGAUGGCGACUUGCUUGUUUUGCCUCCAAAGUACCUUCCGGAGAUUCGUCACUUGCCUCCAUCCAAGCUCAGCGGCGUCGAUGCGCAAUUCGAGAACAUCCUCGGCAAAUACACGAAUGUUCUUAUUGAUAGCCAUUUACCUGUGAAGACGGUUCACAAGGGUCUGACUCCAGCUAUCGGUCGAGUUCUUCCUCGUCUCCUCGAUGAACUUCAGUUCGCAUUCCGGGUUGAAGUGCCUGACUGUGAUGAUCGCUGGGUUCCGGUCAACGUCUACGACAUGAUCCUGGGCCUUGUUACUCGGGCUACUUCUCGCGUCAUCGUUGGAGAGAACAUCUGCCGUAACCCACAGUGGCUGAAAACCGUCACCAGCUACACGGUCAAUCUUGGUGUGACUGUUAUUUUGCUACGUCCAUUCCCCAACUUCAUGCGUCCAUUGGUUGCCAAGGUGCUCCCGAGUGUCAAGAAGCUCCGCACUCAGCUACGCUUUGUUCAGCAAGAGCUUUUCAUCCCGAUGAUCUUGGCCCGUCGUAACGCAGAGAUGAAUGAUCCUGCAUACAAGAAGCCGGAUGAUUUUCUCCAGUGGAUGAUGGACCUUGCAGAGGACGACUUCGACAAGGAUCCCGCGAAUAUCUCCCAGAUGUUGCUUAUUGUGAUGGCUUUGGCGGUUGUCCAUACGAGCUCUAUGCUGAUGACCCAUGCUAUCUACGAUCUCAUGAUUCGGCCCGAGUACAUUGAGCCUCUGAGGGAGGAAAUCUGCGAGACUCUGAAAGACGGAUGGGACAAGGUGACUCAGGCUUCCUUCGCCUCUCAGCGUCGCCUGGACAGCUUUAUGAGAGAAUCACAGCGUUUUAACCCCACUGGAGAACUGUCUACUCACCGUAUGGUUAUGGAGAAGAUGGUUCUUUCUGAUGGCUUGGUUCUCGAGAAAGGCACGCAUAUCUGCUUCCCUUCAAAGCCUAUGGGAAUGGAUGAUUCUAUUGUUGAGGAUGCUUGUACCUUCAAGGGAUUCCGUUGGUGCGAAGACCCCGAAGCAAGAAGCACGAGCCUUGUUAGCAUCAGCCCGUCAAACAUGCAUUUCGGCUACGGUAGACAAGCCUGCCCUGGCCGUUUCUUUGCUGCGAACACGAACAAGGCGAUCUUGAGUCGCUUGAUUACAGAUUACGAGUUCAAAUUCGAGGACGACAACAACAAAAGACCGAGGAACCUCACUCUUGGGGAGCAGAUUAUGCCUAACAUGCACACAAAGAUUCUUUUGAAGAAGAGAGACAUCGUUUAG
Messenger RNA from Aspergillus pseudoviridinutans, 1509 nucleotides. Its product is annotated as cytochrome P450. Gene Ontology annotation, molecular function: oxidoreductase activity, acting on paired donors, with incorporation or reduction of molecular oxygen; monooxygenase activity; iron ion binding. NCBI's taxonomy places the organism in Eukaryota, Fungi, Ascomycota, Eurotiomycetes, Eurotiales, Aspergillaceae. The transcript is spliced from 6 exons. The record is from RefSeq and is a predicted model, not a curated record. The coding region runs from base 1 to 1509 and encodes 502 amino acids.